UUACCGAAGUCUCUCCUGAAGUGUUGUACCUGUCGUCAGAAAGUCCUCAGCUGCCGUUUGUCUGCCCAUCGCUUCCUUCAGAGGUGUCUGAGCAGCACAGAGAAGAUGUUGAGAAGUGCCUCAGCACAGCUCUUCAGACAGGCGGUGAGAUACAGGAGCACGGACACCAGCCUCAUCCUGGAGAGAUCGAUAAACCGCGUGCAGCUGUUGGGUCGGGUCGGUCAGGAUCCUGUGAUGAGACAAGUGGACGGUCGCAACCCCGUCACCAUCUUCUCGUUGGCAACAAACGAGAUGUGGCGCUCUGGAGACGGAGAGAUGACCUCAACAGGUGACAUCAGCCAGAAGACGACGUGGCAUCGCGUGUCCGUGUUCAAACCCGGUCUGAGAGACGUGGCCUACCAGUACGUCAAGAAAGGGUCCAGGAUUCUAGUAGAGGGGAAACUGGACUACGGGGAGUAUGUGGACAAGAACCAAGUGAGACGUCAGGCCACCACCAUCAUCGCAGACAACAUCAUCUUCCUGAGCGACAACGUGCGAGACAGAACCUGAAGGACUUCUCCUCCACAACACGACUUCUUUUUCUACCUUCUUGUUCAUACCUAAAUAAGACUGAGAACCUGAAAGCCUCCAAGGAAAGGAACCAAUUGACCCAUCAGAGAGGGGGACAGAAUAAGCUGUGACACUCUGAUCAUGUUUGACUGUUGGAAGAAGAAAUCUUUGAUGCAUCAAGAAGAAAAAGGAAACAGCCCGCUCUUGUAGUGUGUAUAUAUUUAUACACAUAUACACAGUUACUGGUUGAGUUUGAUUGUGUACAUAACAGUUAAAAAGAGGCACUUAAUGUCAUAUUUGCUUGUUUUCAAGUUUUAUAUGUGAGAAUAAUGUUGAAAGCACGAGUUUAAGGGAGGAAAUCAUUUUGUUUAUCCAUCCAAAUAGUUUGGAAAUACUUCUCUUAAAUCAUAAGUGGUAGUUUGCUGACUUGGUACAAGGUUUAAAAAAAAAAUUAAGUUGUAGCUCUCUUAAGAGCAACUCUUCCUCGUGUUGGAGAUCAAAGACAAAGUUUUCAUAUGAUAGUUUGUCGUCAUGGUGUCAGGUAAGACAACUUCUCUUUAAGCUCAGUAGUUCAGGAAUCAUUUCUGGGAGUGAAAGGCGACUCGAGCUGCUGCCAAAAAUCUAAUCUGACAUGGGACACAACAGAAAUUUUUUUUUACCAUUUUCACUUUUCCUGCUGGUUUAUUUAUAACUAAUUGUUUAUUUUGCUAAGAAAGUUGCAAAAUUACCUCUUUAUUUCACAUUAUCACCUUCCAGUUCAACUUCUCCAUCUCCAAAUUUGGUGUUUUUUGUUUUGUUUUUUUCAACAAGGACUGUACUUAUACAGGAUUAUCUAAAAAAAAAAAAAAAAGAUGUUUUA
Seriola dumerili (greater amberjack) is the source of this 1408-nucleotide messenger RNA. RefSeq names its product single stranded DNA binding protein 1 (gene ssbp1). Gene Ontology annotation, molecular function: single-stranded DNA binding. Gene Ontology annotation, cellular component: mitochondrial nucleoid. The record is from RefSeq and is a predicted model, not a curated record. Bases 106 to 549 code for a protein of 147 amino acids. The transcript has 7 exons. NCBI's taxonomy places the organism in Eukaryota, Metazoa, Chordata, Actinopteri, Carangiformes, Carangidae. Gene Ontology annotation, biological process: mitochondrial DNA replication; positive regulation of helicase activity.